AUGGCCUUUGGCCGUUUCUCUCGUAUCUCGCUCCUCAUUCUGGCCGCACCUCUGAAAGGCUUUUGGCCUGUCGUGCUGCGUAUUGCUUUGUCCUCGGCGUGGCCUUUGUCCAUACGCCUCUAUGCGCUAUUGGCCUGUCCUGCUGCAUUCCUCCCUUGUCCUCGGCGUGGCCUUUGGCCGUUGCUCUUCUCUCUCGCUGCUUCUUCAGGCCGCGCCUCCGUGCGCUACGGGCCUGUCGUGCUGCCUUCUUUUGUCCUCCUUUGGCCAUAUUACUCUUCUCCUUCUUCGGUCCGUGCCUUCACGCGCUUUUGGCCAGUCCUGCUGCAUUCCUCCCUUGUCCUCGGCACGGCCUUUGGCCGUUGCUCUUGUCUCUCGCUGCUUCUUCCAGCCACGCCUCUCUGCGCUGUUGGCUUGUCCUGCUGCGUUCCUCCUGUCCUCGGCGUGGCAUUCUGGCCAUGUGCAUCCUCGCCUUCGUCGGCCCGCGCCUUGCGUUUUUGGCCUGUUAUGCUGCGCCUCAACCUUUCCUCCAUGGCAGAGUGGCUCCUGGAUCCGACGUCACCGGAGGCCAAGUCGGCAGCGGAGGGCGCGCGGUCCUUCGUGAAGCUCUUCUUCGACGAGGGCCAGGUGCGGAGCCCCGAAGCUCUCCGCAGCAAUGCGAAGGAUCUGCCACGGCUGCUGGUGGAUGGCUUCGACCGAGAGCAAAUCUGGGAGGAGAUGGAGGUGCAAAACGUGCCUCUUCGACUGCAUUUGCGGAAGCGCGUCUCGAAACUGGCCGUGGCCAGCAAGGCUGCCAUCGACCUGACCCUCGCCAGCAGCGAGCCAGUCCCGGAG
Molecule: messenger RNA, 831 nt
Organism: Symbiodinium sp. CCMP2456
Lineage: Eukaryota; Dinophyceae; Suessiales; Symbiodiniaceae
Source: the annotation of a GenBank genome assembly